UUUGAGGUGGAGUGGCGCCUACCCAUGUGACCCAAUUCCAUAGAAAUUUAAUUUGGGUGUUGACUGAGACGACUUAAGCAAUUCAAGUAAUUCCUAUUCCUAUAUGUAUUCUUAACUCCGAUUUGCUACCUUAUUAGUUUGUUGUUCGUAUGCUUUUGAUUCUCCACUCUACCUAAUUAUACUUCCCUCGGAUCUAUGUUUCUGAGGAACCCAAUUUCCGGCCAUAUCAAAUAAAUCUAUGGCUUGAUGGCUUCUACCUCUUCUACUCCUUCCCAAUCAGUCCGCAAAAUAGAGUAUGAUGUUUUCUUGAGUUUUAGUGGUAAAGAUACUCGUAAAACUUUUAUAGAUUGUCUUUUUAAAAAUCUAGAAAGUAAAUCAAUUCGUACCUUCAAAGAUGAUGUGGGACUGAAGAAAGGAAACUGUAUUGCGAAGCUGUUACAAAUUAUCAGGGAAUCAAGAUUUGCAAUUGUUGUAUUCUCCCAAAGUUAUGCAUCAUCAAAAUGGUGUUUGGAAGAAAUUGCAACAAUCAUGGAAUGCCAACAAGAGUACGGCGUCGAAAUGAUGAUACCCAUUUUCUAUGAUGUGGAGCCUAGAGAGGUGGGCAAUCAAACAGCAAGUUUUAAGGAACCAUUUGCAGAACAUGAAGAGCGCUACAAGGAUGAUAAGGCAAAGGUGGAAAGGUGGAAGGGAGCUUUGAAAAAGGCUAGCAAAAUUUCAGGGUAUCAUCUCAAUGAUCAAUUUAACGGGUUCUAUGCAAAAUGUUUCGAAAGAGUUACUAAAGACAUGGUUACUCGAGUGAAUCAAUCCACCUCAACUUUGAUUGAAAACAAUUACGUGGGAUUGAAAUCUAGAGUUGAAUAUGUAGGUGAGUUGUUGAGACAAGAAGCUGAUGAGGUUGAAUUCAUUGGGAUUUUGGGUAUGGGUGGCAUUGGUAAGACAACAAUUGCAAUGACUGUUUUUAACAGAUGUUUGAACCAAUUUGAGGGAGGUGGGUGUGUUCAUAAGAUUAGAGAAAACCAAGGUGAUAUCAUUGCAUUGCAAAAGACCCUUUUAAAAGCCAUUUUAGAGGAGGAGAUGGAAAUAAAAAAUGAGUUCGAUGGAACGGAAAAGUUAAAGAAAUGUGGGAAAAAGGUUUUGAUUGUUCUUGAUGACGUGGAUAGAGUGGAUCAAUUAGAGAAAUUAGCGGGAAGUCGUACUUGGUUUGGUAGGGGAAGUAGAGUCAUUAUAACUACAAGAGAUAAGCAAGUAUUACUUUCCCAUCAAGUUAAAGAAAAGUAUAUAUAUGAAGUAAAUAAAUUGGAUGACCAGGAAGCAAUUGAAGUAUUUUAUUGGAAUGCCUUCAAAAGGAAAAUUCCUAAGACUGGUUUGGAAGACGAACUAUGUGGAUCAAUUGUGCGCAAUGCUAUGGAUUCAAUUGUGCGCUAUGCUAUGGGUCUUCCAUUAGCUCUUAAACUUUUGGGCUCUCAUCUUUGUGGACAAGAAACUGAGAACUGGAAAAUCAUCUUGGGGAAACUCAAGGACGUUGAGUCCCUCCACACCCCCAAAGAUCGAAUUAUUGGUGUGCUUGAGAUAAGUGUUGAAGGACUAGAUCCGGACAACAAAAAUUACUUUUUACAUAUUGCAUGUUUUUUCAGAAACUGGAGGGAAGAAUAUGUAAAAGGUGUGCUUGAGAAUAAUCUAUCUGUGCUCAUUAAUAAAUCUCUUAUAUCAAUUCAAAAUGGAAGAAUUGAGAUGCAUGAUCUAAUCCAAGAAAUGGGUUGGCAUAUUGCAAGAAAGGAGAACCCCAUGAGAAGGAUAUGGCGGUACUUUAAGGAGGUUAAAGAUGUGUUAUGCAGAACAGUGAAUAAUCAUCAUCAUCAUCACAUAGAAGGCAUUAGUUGGUGGGAAUGGGUUGAUCCUGAGAAUAUUAGCAGUACUUUUAAAAUUAGUUUCGGAAGUAUGAGAAAUUUGAAGAUGCUUAAAGCUGGUGGUGGUGAUGAUAAAGUUUUCCAUGUGAAGAGGAAUUAUCUUCCUAGCAGUUUGAGGUGGCUUGAAUAUGAAUUCUAUCAUUUCACUUCAUUACCACAAAGAUUUAAAUCAUCCAAGCUUGUUGGUCUUUCUUUGCGGAAGAGUUCUCUAUCAGAGUGCAACUUAACUCAGAAUUUAAACAAAUUGACCAUUUUGGAUCUCAGCUCUUCCUCCUCUUUGUCAAAAACCCCAGAUUUUGGUAGGAUACCAAAUUUGAAGAGAUUAAACCUCAGUUACUGUGAAAAAUUAAAAGAGAUCUGCUCUUCUAUUGGAAAUCUUAAGAAGCUUAUUUUUUUGAAUUUAAGAGCAUGCAUAAACCUUAAGAAGCUUCCCAGCUUCAAUCAUGUUUCACCUCUGGAGUCUCUGGAUCUUGCCCUUUGCAGAAAAUUAAAUUUUUUUCCAGAAUUUAAGGCAAAAACGUCACGCCUAGUGGAAUUGGAUUUAAGAGGAGUUGGAAUCAUACAAGUGCCACCAUCGAUCCAACAACUGGAUGCCCUCACUAAGCUAAGUUUGGAUGAUUGUAAACAUCUUGAAAGCCUUCAUAACUACUUAUGUGAGUUGAAAAAGCUUAAAAUUCUUACAAUUAAAAACUGCAGAAAUCUAAAGUCAUUGCCAAAAAAUCUUGAAGGCUUGAUCUCGUUGGAAUACUUGAAUCUCCAAGGAAGUCAUUUUGAUUCUUUACCUGAAAGUUUCAGUCAACUCACUUCCCUUCAAUACCUUGACAUCACAGAUUGUCAAAAUCCUAACCAACUACCAAAACUUCCAGCAAAUAUAAGGGAACUAUAUGCAGAUUGUCAUUUCAAGAUAGCUCUAGCAAUCGAGUGCUCGGAAUUAUAUUCGGUCUCAUAUUCUGAUGAUGAUAAUCCUGAAGUUGGAACUUUUUUAUCUAAAGAGUUCAUUAUUAGAAAGACUCCUUUACUUGUCAGCUAUCUUAUCACGGCGGCGGAGGACAACAAAUUGAAGAUGAAUCAAAUGUUGAGAUCAUUUAAAUUCCGGCGCUAUCAGUCAAAUGGAAUCUCUAUUCAUCUCAAUUCUCCCUGGUAUAGUAAAAAGUUUGUGGGGUUUGUGGUAUGUUUUCUCAGUUUAGAAGGUGAUAUAUGGGGGCCACAUUCAUACCAAGACAUUGAUCAGAGUAUGAAGCACUGUACAAUCAUAGCCAAAUUUUCACACAAAGAUAGUGAAAAUGAAGUUCUCCAAAAAGAGUGUGUAAUUGCGGGCUUAGCUAGUGAAAAUGAUGAUGUCAAAGGACACGCAUGCUUUGCCUUCAUACCAGUUAGGAGUUUGUGGGGUGAAUCUAAAGCUAUAAAGGAUUAUUCAAGAUUUGAGGUGCAAUUUAUGAAUUUGAAAGCUUCAGCAGAUUGGGGUUGUAGCUUGUUAUAUGAAAGGGAAAUAGGAGCAAGCGAAAAAAGAUCUGGGCAUAAUGGAAAUGAUUCAGGACUCACAACGGAUGAUAUUGCAUGCUUGACCUUGAUGGAGUUGGGGGAGACGGAGUACUUGAAUCUCAAUAGAUUAAAGAAUUCUCCUCGUUUACUUGAAUACUGUAGCCAACUCCAUCGCCUAGGCCUUCGAUACUUUGACAUCAGUAGUUGUCAAAGACUUCAAAUGCCAUCGAUAAUUCUCCCCGCGACCAUAUGGGAAGUAUAUGCACAUUCUAAUUUGGCUUCUGAAAGCAUAAUAGCUAAGCUAGCAACUGAGUAUUCAGAAUUAUAUUCUGUCUCAUUCUCUCAUAAAAACAACAUAGCUGAGCCAAAACUUUCAGCUCAGAAGUUGGCAAGCCAGUUUGCUCAUUUGUCUUCUCAAAGUAGAAACUCUCCUUUCGUAGUUACCUAUCCUACUUUGACUGAUAUUGGUACCAAGAGAUGGUUCAGAUAUUCAUCUCCUCAUUCGAAUAAGAUAUCCAUUAAUCUUAAUCCCUCUUGGUAUACACAAACUUUUGUUGGAUUUGUUGUACACUUUCUCUUGAAAGGAAGAAGUCUACACACAUGGAAAUCACACCCACACAUUCAUCCUUUUAGGCAUUGUGAAGUCAUAGCCAAGUUGAUACACAAAGAUAAUGGAAAUCCAGUUGAAACAUACUGUAAGAUUGGCAGAUUAUAUGACGAAGAGUUUGACUUCAACAAGGAUGGAUUCAUGAUAUGCUUUGCUUACAUACCAUUUCGUAGUCUAUCAAUAAGUGCUAGCCCUAAUGAUUAUUCGGUAUUCGAGGUGGCAUUUCUGCAUUCGGAUUCCAAUAAUUUACCAUAUUGGAGUUGUGGUUUAUUAUAUAAAAAUGAUAAAUCAUUGAGGGAAGCACUAUGGAGCGAUGAUAGUUCCAGUUAUAAUGAUUUAGUUGCAGAUGAAGAGGCUUCCAUUGCUGAACAUAGUAUUGAAAAAGCUUCAAUGGCUUUCACUCAGGCUGGGGCAAUUAUUGGGGAAAUACCACGUCACAGCAACAUCAAGAAGGGGGAGGAGAAGAAGAUAAAGAUGAAGACGGGGAGGAAGAUGGAGGAUCAUAACAUAUAUAUAGAACAUAAUGGUGGAGUUGAUGCAACGACUAGUAAUCCAGGCACUGCAAUGGCAAAAACCAAAAAGAGAACUCAUGGGUCCUUAUGCCAAAAGCUAGCAAAGAUGUGUACAAGUAAUCCUGCUAGUGAUUCAGCAGGAUGCACAACUGAUGUUGGAUCCUUGAGCAUGUCGCCACCAUACUUGAAUCAGUACCUUGACAUCAGAGGUCGUGAAGGAAUUAUAAAGCUAUCAAAACUCCCGCAUACUAUAAGGGAACUAUAUGCAGAUUCUAAUUUGGCUUCUGAAAACAACAUAGCUGAGUUAGCAACCAAGUAUUCAGAAUUAUAUUCUGUCUCAUUCUCUAAUACUAAAGAGAACAGAGCUAAUUUAGUACCUAGGGAGUUGGCUAAGAAGUUUAUUUCUAUCACAAAGCCUUUACAAAAUAGAAACACUCCUUUUGCUAUCACCUAUCCUCUUGAACCGUUCACUGAUUAUAAAAUCAGUAGAUGCUUCAAAUAUCCUGACCAUGAUCCUCACCACAAUCCUCACAACAUCUCCAUUUCUCUUGAUUCCACCUGGUAUAGUCAUAAAUUUGUGGGGUUUGUUGUAUGUUUUGUGUUUCCAAGACAAGUGAAAUGGGAGUCACGCCCAGGCAUUCUCCAUUUUAGGCAUUGUGAGCUCAAAAUCAAACUUAUACACAAAAAUAAUGCUAGUCAUGAACAUUCUCUCGAAACACAAUGUGUGAUUAGCAGGCCAUAUGAUCAGGAAUUUGACGACAAUAAGGAUGGACAUGAACUUGUAUGCUUUGCCUACAUACCAUUUAGUAGUCUGUGGUCUAAAUCUAUCACGGAUAAUGAUACCCCCAAUUGGAGUUGCAGUUUGUUGUAUACAGAUGAUGAAUCAUCAACUAAAGCAAUACGGCGAAAAAGGGAUGUUCGUUCGUUUUACCAGGAGGCGGGUUCUAACGAGAGUGAUUUAGGCGCUGCAAUGGCAAAAACCAAAAAGAGAACUCAGGGGUCCUUAUGGCAAAAGCUAGCGAAGAUGUGUAUAAGUAAUCCUGCUAUUGAUUCAGCUCCAGAAGAAGAUGAAGAAGAAAGCCAUCACAUGAAGCAACGGAAGAAGGCUUAUUUAGACAAGGGCAAGGCUCCAGCAAAAGGAGGAGGAGAAGGCAAUCAAAUAGAGCAAGAAGAAGAAGAAGAAGAAGAAGAAGAAGAAGAAGAAGAAGAAGAAGAAGAAGAAGGCCAUCAAAUGGAGUGGAAGGUUUAUAUCGACAAGGGCAAGGCUCCAGCAGAAGGAGGAGAAGGCAAUCAAACAGAGCAAGAAGAAGAAGAAGAAGGCCAUCAAAUGGAGCGGAAGGCUUAUUUCGACAAGGGCAAAGCUCCAGCAGAAGAAAAAGAAAGCCAUUGGAUGGAGCAAAGAAUGAAGGCUUAUCUUGACAAGGGCAAGGCUCCAGCUAUUUCCCCUUCACCUUGAAAGAUUUUUCACGUUUCCUUUGUUUCAUUUGUGCUUGAAAAUUUGAGCUUCGCAUGUUUAUGAAUGUGUGAUGAUUGAUAUAUGUUCGAACAAAAUUGAUUUUUCUUGGUUUAA
Ipomoea nil (Japanese morning glory) is the source of this 6078-nucleotide messenger RNA. Its product is annotated as TMV resistance protein N-like. The transcript is spliced from 14 exons. Lineage: Eukaryota; Viridiplantae; Streptophyta; Magnoliopsida; Solanales; Convolvulaceae. Bases 247 to 5964 code for a protein of 1905 amino acids. The record is from RefSeq and is a predicted model, not a curated record. Gene Ontology annotation, molecular function: ADP binding. Gene Ontology annotation, biological process: signal transduction; defense response.